Molecule: messenger RNA, 1124 nt
Organism: Camellia sinensis
Lineage: Eukaryota; Viridiplantae; Streptophyta; Magnoliopsida; Ericales; Theaceae
Source: RefSeq, a predicted model, not a curated record
UGGAAUAGGAAUAAUCUAUCCUUAUGGAGGGUUGUGGUUAGGUACAGAACAAUUGAGGGCACAGAGAGAGAGAGGAUGGGGGGUUCUACAUCGGACGAUUUUUCAGUGCUGGUAUUGGCUUCAGAUCUAGGCAUAGACGCUCGACCCUUCUUGUCCUCCAUUGAUGGACAAAGAGAAGCUCCUCCUCAAGAAAACUGGCACGACUGUCCCUCCGAUUUCCUCUCCUCCGACGAUGACUUCUCCGAUCUCGACGCCUUGCAUUUCUUUCGCCUCGAACGUGGCUCCGACAAGUCCGGCAAUCGCAUCUUCCGCAUCGUCGGAAAAUACUUCCCUGCUCCUGUUAUAAGUGGGGAACGGCUGAAAAAGUAUGUUUUUCACAAAAUAUAUACGGAGAUGCCAGAAGGACCGUUCUGCAUCAUUUACAUGCACAGUACAGUGCAGAAGGAGGACAACAAUCCUGGCAUAACGAUCUUGAGGUGGAUCUAUGAAGAACUUCCCCCUGCUUGUAAGGAUAGGCUACAAGUUGUGUACUUCAUUCAUCCAGGACUCCGCUCGAGACUGGUCUUUGCCACACUUGGUCGUUUCUUUUUAAGUGGAGGCUUAUAUUGGAAAAUCAAGUAUGUUAACCGCCUGCAGUACCUUUGGGAAGAUACAAAGAAAGGAGAGGUUGAGAUCCCAGAGUUUGUGCAGAAUCAUGAUGAUAUUCUCGAGAAUAGACCACUGACUGAUUAUGGAAUUGAACCGGAUCCUCUCCACUUAAGUGGGAUUCCUUCCACAGCCUACUCAUUUGGGAGGUAUGAAGAGAGGUGGAUAUCCAGAGAGUGCAUGUCUUAGUGUGAUGUAUUGCUAGUGUUGUGAGCGGCAUGUGGAAACUUUGAAUCUUUAUGUGAGAUAAUUUUGAGUGCUAUGUUGCUUACGCCGGUUGUUCUAUCUGUUCAGGAUGGUUCCCUUUUUGUGUUAGUUUUAAGCUUUAGAUGGUCUCUAUCCUUGUUGUGUUGGCCUGGGCUGUGAUGUGCCCAUUUAUGUUGUAUUUGUUUUCCAAUUUUAUAUAUUUUCAAUUAAGAAAAAGAUACAAAUUUUGUACUCUGAUAUAGUUUGUAGACCCGUCUGCUGAUUUGCAUCUA